UUCGUGCAGUCAGGUUCGGUUUACUUUGGAUGGUAGCCAUUUAGACCCCAGGAGGAGGUGAACUUUCUUUCGGACUUCAAAAUACGAAGAUACCAAUAGACCAACAUGGCCACACAUCAGAGCGAGGAUUCGAAGGACCCUUGGAAGUACACUAUUGUAGUCAGCAAGUUUGUCAUCAACUGCAUCGAGGUGGCGAUUUCCAAGUCAUUUGGUGUUCUCAUUCCCGUCAUGAUUAAUAUCCUUUCAACAAAUACAAAGACCAUAGGGCUUGCGUGUAGCAUGCCAUCUGCCUGGAUGAACAUUGCAUGUCCCGCUGUUGCUUACGUCUUAAAGACAGGUGUUUUGACACCCCGAAUGAUUGCUCUGAUUGGUGCGUUCUUAUCCUCGGCCUUUCUGAUUGCUGCUGGCUUCACCACAUCAAUACCGGAACUAGGACUAUGCCUCUCACUCACGGGUGUUGGCUUAUCCAUGGGUUACUUUUCUUCCAAAGUGAUGCUGAAUGAAUAUUUUAAAAGGAGUUAUGUUUUAAUGGCUGCAGUCGCCAAUCUUGGUAGUGCAACAGGAGCUUUCAUUGCGCCGUUCGUCAUAGAGAGGUCGCUGGAGGCCUACGGUUACAUUGGAGCGAUGCUCAUACUUAGUGCCUUUUCGUUGCAUGCCAUUCCAGCAAGUGCCACUCUGAAGAAACCCCGAGAUAGGCCUUCAAAACCGGCUAUGAAGGAUGAUAACGAUGAUGAGACAACUGGUAGCGAAGAGAAACUGGCGAGAGUGGAGGACGACGAAUGUAUCUCGAAGGAAGAACCAAAAUCAUCCACAGGGUGUCUUACAAAUCUCAAGGAAUGGCUCAAAAACUGCAUUUUAAUCAAAGAGCCUCUCUUCACCAUGGCACUUCCGUGUCUUUUCUUCACUUCAGUUUGUUUAAAUGCUUGGGUGCUCUUUCUCGUGCCCAGAGCGGAAUGGCAUGGCAUCCCGAGCUCCAAGGCAGUCUUCGUGUCGACUGCUGGUGGAACAGGGGGUAUCGUGGGCCGGGUCUUCUUUAUAGCACUUCUCUACUUCGGUGCUAACCCAAUAGUUCUGUCCUGCGUGUUCUUCAUGCUGUCUGCAGUCACCUUUCUGGCAGACCCCUUCAUCACGACGUUUCCAGUGAUGUGCGUUGUUUCCUUUAUCCAAGGCUGGAGUGUCUUUUCCGGCAAUCUGGCGCUCCCAGGUUACCUGAAGUAUUCCGUUUCCGACGAGAACUUCACUAUGGCUGCGGGCAUCUAUGGUCUUGUAUCGGGGCUUGGAGGGAUCUCUGGAGGUUUCCUUGGAGGUCUUAUCAAGGAUGCCACACAAUCGUUCACUACGGUGUUUGUCGGGAUUGGAUUUGGUUUUUGCUUUCUUGAGGUAAAUGCCUUACUCUUUUUACUUGCCCUUCGCAGAAAACAAAAGAAAAGAGCAAAUGAUCUGUAA
This is a messenger RNA of Strongylocentrotus purpuratus (purple sea urchin), 1446 nucleotides long. Its product is annotated as monocarboxylate transporter 4-like. The record is from RefSeq and is a predicted model, not a curated record. Lineage: Eukaryota; Metazoa; Echinodermata; Echinoidea; Camarodonta; Strongylocentrotidae. The coding region runs from base 106 to 1446 and encodes 446 amino acids. Gene Ontology annotation, biological process: transmembrane transport. Gene Ontology annotation, molecular function: monocarboxylic acid transmembrane transporter activity. The transcript is spliced from 5 exons.